AUGGAUCGACUGCACUCGGUUUUCUUCAGGCAUUAUCAGACAAAAAUCUUAUAUAGCAAUGUAGACAAGGAAUAUUCUGAAGAAAAAGUUGGUGGGGCUUGGUUGGAAGAUUAUUUGGGUGUUUCGGCAUUAAACAUUGAUUUGGGUAUUGGAUUUGGGUUGAAUCGGGAUAUUGCUUUUGGAAUGUUAUACCGUCGAGAUUACCCCAUUAAAUGCCGAAAAGAAAAGGUAGAGAGAAUUUAUUUUAGGUAUAAUCAAAUGACAAUUAAAGUGGAGAUGGGCCGGAUUAUUAAAUCAAUCCAAGUCAUUUUCGAAAGCCCGAUCCAAAAUCUUCUCCGUCUUCUUUAUCUAAAAGUUACAUCCUUUGUGCAGAAAAAUUAA
Molecule: messenger RNA, 381 nt
Organism: Meloidogyne enterolobii
Lineage: Eukaryota; Metazoa; Nematoda; Chromadorea; Rhabditida; Meloidogynidae
Source: the annotation of a GenBank genome assembly